CUGCCCGCGGGCCCACCUCUUUUGGGGUGUGUCACCAGUGAGUGAUAGACUGAGCCGCCCGGCCCUGCUCAGCCCAGCCCACGUUGCUGCUUAGAUUGAAAUGCAGAACUCAAGCCUCUUUCUGCCCGGCACAGACUUCCUUUUACUCUUUCCCUUGGCACUCUGGUCGCCUCCUCCCGGGGAGAAGCCCAGGCACCCGCGACUUGGAGCAGCGACAGGUCGGCCUGGUGAAGGCGAGAGCAAAGUUUCUUUCUGGGAGUGCGGAACUGGGGCCGGGUUGGUGUGCUGCUCGGAGCAAUGGAGCCAGCCUUCGGGGAGGUGAACCAGCUGGGAGGAGUGUUCGUGAACGGAAGGCCGCUGCCCAACGCCAUUCGGCUUCGCAUCGUGGAAUUAGCCCAACUGGGCAUCCGACCUUGUGACAUCAGCCGCCAGCUACGGGUCUCGCACGGCUGCGUCAGCAAGAUCCUGGCGCGCUACAACGAGACGGGCUCGAUUUUGCCCGGAGCCAUCGGGGGCAGCAAACCCCGGGUCACCACUCCCACUGUGGUGAAACACAUCCGGACUUACAAGCAGAGGGACCCGGGCAUCUUCGCUUGGGAGAUCCGGGACCGCCUGCUGGCGGACGGCGUGUGCGACAAGUACAACGUGCCUUCGGUGAGUUCCAUCAGCCGGAUUCUGCGCAACAAGAUCGGCAACUUGGCCCAGCAGGCUCAUUACGACUCGUACAAGCAGCACCAGCCGGCGCCACAGCCCGCGCUGCCCUACAACCACAUCUACUCCUACCCCAGUCCCAUCGCGGCGGCCGCGGCGAAGGUGCCCACACCACCCGGGGUGCCGGCCAUCCCCGGCUCGGUGGCCAUGCCGCGCACCUGGCCCUCCUCUCACUCGGUCACGGACAUCCUGGGCAUCCGCUCCAUCACCGACCAAGGAGUGAGCGACAGCUCCCCCUACCACAGCCCCAAGGUGGAGGAGUGGAGCAGCCUGGGCCGCAACAACUUCCCGGCCGCCGCCCCGCACGCAGUGAACGGACUGGAGAAGGGGGCCUUGGAGCAGGAGGCCAAGUACGGCCAGGCACCGAACGGGCUCCCAGCUGUGAGCAGUUUUGUAUCAGCAUCCAGCAUGGCUCCUUACCCUACUCCAGCUCAAGUCUCACCCUACAUGACCUACAGUGCCGCUCCUUCAGGUUAUGUGGCCGGACACGGAUGGCAACAUGCCGGCAGCACCCCAUUAUCCCCCCACAGCUGUGACAUCCCCGCAUCGCUGGCUUUCAAGGGAAUGCAGGCAGCCAGAGAAGGCAGCCAUUCUGUCGCGGCGUCUGCACUCUGAUGGGAACUUCUGCUUACAGCAGCAGCUUCACUUUGGUCUCCUCUCUCAGAACGUCCUCCCCCUCUUCACAUCCCCACCCCUCCAGUGGUCCAGCCCUCUGGCCUCAAGAGCUGGCUUUAUGGAUUCAUAACCUCUGUGCUGAUGACACUUAAAUAUCUCUUGUCGUAAAUUCCUUUUUAUUUUGCAGGAAAUCUGGCAUAUAACUUUAGGAUUUAAAAACAAAAGCAACUCUAAAGAUUGAAUGAGACAUUGUGUUGCCCGCACAGUUUUAGCACAGUGAAGAAACCUGUACCCCUCAAAGGGCUUAUGGGACUUUGUAGACCUGUCUUUGGUAAAACCACACAUGUAUAUUUAUUCUAAAUCAACCUGAACUUUUGAAACGUGCAAUUGUUGAGAUUUUGCAAAAUCAAUAAAGGAACAGAGACGUAGAAAAAAAAAUAAGCUACGUGAUACCCUUUAAUCAAAUAAUGUGACCAGAUAAGCCUUAAUUCACCAUUGGGAAGCCAAUCAGUAACUGACUUGUGUGAUCUUUUGCUUAUUUUUAAGAGAUGACGUAUUUUGUUGAAAAAUAUGUAUAGAACCCAAGCAAUAUGGGAGAAUUUCCUCCUUUUGGUGUGUUGACUUGGUUCCUAAUACAAUAAUGUUUAUAGUUCUAUUAGCUUGUAAAUAUGGACUGUGGAUGGUACCUUUGCGUCUUCAUUCUUGGGAUACCCCUCCUCAAACACCACCACCUCUUUUUUUUUUUUCUUUUUCACAAAGGUGACUUUCUGGCAAUGUAAUUUUUCUCUAUUUGGUGGUGGGUGACUUGGGCUCUUGGACCUGGACUUGCCCCCAAAUUGUGUGUGUGCAGUGAAGUCUUCAGCAUCUCACGGAGGAUACUCUCUUUCUACAGCAGAGGACUCAAAACAUGGACAGAACAAGCCACUUUCCUAUUGUAUCUCAGUCAAACAACACACACACAUACACACUACGUAUAGGACUAUAGUACAGCAAGAGGCAGGCUGUCAUGUACCUGCUCCACAAGGCUCUGAGGGAAGUCACCUAGACACAAGUCUAAUGUGAGAUGUUUUUCUGCAGAGACACUUAAAAUGUACUUUAUGUGAUGAAAAAAAAAAAAAAAAACAAAACCACUGUGAAAUGAAAUUGUUAUUGUUGGCUUACCUGUGUGCUCGGCAAUCUCAGCCCCAAAUUAUCUUGUAACUUAAAAGGAAAUGGAGAACUCCACUCUAAUGAAUGUAACAAUGGCUUGCUGUGAAGUUUACAUUGUGUACCGAAGCAUGUUUCACGUGUAGGUCAAUUGGUGUUGGUAUUAGAAAUACAAAUGCUAUUUAAUUUUUAGCAAAUUCCCUUUAUUCAUUUAUAGAAUUACAGAACAGAGAUUAACUGCUAAACCUUUCUAGACCGAUUUGAUUUUUGCUUUAAUGUUAUGAAUAGAGUUGUGGGAUAUGCAUAUGUGUGUGACCUCAUGAUUAUAUGUUUUAUUUUAGAAUAACUCAUUUUCUUGGGAAGGAUUUUACAGUUUGCAUUCCUUCUACUUAGGAGGUUCCUCUUGCUUGGCAACGUAGGGUUAAAAGUAACUUUCGGAACAUCGACCCAGUUCAUCUACUACUGUGGGGUGUCUUGCUAUUAAUUCCAUUCAAUAACGAGGCAGGUACCUCCCUAGAUGUGGAUGUUAAAGAUGCCAGUGUGCUGGCAGAUUUGGUUUCUUUGCGUUUGUACUGUGCUCUGCUGGGAGAGCAAGCCAGUCCUGCUAUGCGGGUUUCAUGGCCUCUCCUCAAGCUCAGAUGGCCAGAUCAGCUAGUUUUUGAGUCCCUAGGAUAUAGACUGUAAGCAGAUUUUUGACACAGAGUUAUGUUCAAGGAACUGCUUUUUUUUUUAAAACAGCAGAUGUCUUAUAGAGAGCUUCGUACUGCAUUUCUUUCUAAAGCAACUGCCAUUCAUUGCUACAAACAGGAUUAUAACUUCAGGAGAAGAAAAGCAGAAGGAGCCGAUGAACUCUCAGGGCCAUAGUAUUCCUUUGAUCUUGUAAAACUCUCCCCGUUGAUGUCUGGAGUUUCCAGUGUGGUGAGAAGCUAGACUGUAACCGAAUGGCACAAAGAUCCAAUCCAAUAUUUUGGUGGAGACUUGCAAAGCAUGCAGUUGAGGAACUUGCCUGUCAUCCAGAAAAAGUGACUUAAGGUACAGAAUUAUUCUUUAUCUAAUGUUUUUAGAUGGCUAUUAGGGGUAUUGAAAAAUAUCAAUUGUUUGUAUGGAAACACAACUAAUAAUGUUAUUUUCCUUAUCUAAAUUAAGAAAUCUUAUUAUUAUUUAUAUUUUUCUGGUUUUUUGUAUUUUAAGAAAUUAAUAUUAAUGGUGUCAAAGUUUUCUUUUCCACUUUCACGUCUCUCCCCAGGUCUUUUAUGAAUAGCAGUAAAUCCACAUGGAGCAAUUUUUAAGACAACAGAAAGCCUAAAUAGAGUUGGCUAUUCAUGGCCAUUUAUGAUUUGAGGCCACUUUAAAAACUAAGAACAGGAAAGAGUGGAGCCGGGACUGCUUGAUCUUUAAACCUGUUGCUGUUGGUUAAUGUUAAUGUUCUCCUGACUCUCACAGGGCAAAGACUUCUAAUUGGCAUGUACACUCCUUGCAAUCCCCUUCCCACCCGGUGCUGUGCCUCCAGCUCUCUCCCAGGACACUAGUGUGUAUUAUCUUCAAGGGCAGAAAGCAAUCCCACCACACAAACACAUCCUGCUCCUGGCUUUCUUUCUUUUUUUUUUUUUUUAAUGACCCACAUAUUGAAUAUUGGGCUGAAAUACAAAUGAAAAAAAAAAAGUAUGUUGGAAAAGAUGUACAACAGAAGGCUAUGUAUGUAUAUACAGUAUGUCAAAAGCCUUUUAUUUUUAUACUUCAAAUGCUCUAAAUUAAUAAAUACAAAUAAUUACCAUGUCCUUUUUA
This is a messenger RNA of Peromyscus leucopus (white-footed mouse), 4257 nucleotides long. It is a transcript of the gene Pax9, whose product is annotated as paired box 9. The record is from RefSeq and is a predicted model, not a curated record. Lineage: Eukaryota; Metazoa; Chordata; Mammalia; Rodentia; Cricetidae. The transcript has 4 exons. Gene Ontology annotation, molecular function: RNA polymerase II cis-regulatory region sequence-specific DNA binding; DNA-binding transcription factor activity, RNA polymerase II-specific. Bases 298 to 1326 code for a protein of 342 amino acids. Gene Ontology annotation, biological process: anatomical structure development; regulation of transcription by RNA polymerase II.